Molecule: messenger RNA, 925 nt
Organism: Phalacrocorax carbo (great cormorant)
Lineage: Eukaryota; Metazoa; Chordata; Aves; Suliformes; Phalacrocoracidae
Source: RefSeq, a predicted model, not a curated record
UGCUCGCUUUGAUGGAUCAAUGACUUUUUUUUUUUUUCUUAAGCUAAAUAUUUUCUUUAAUCCUAUAAACAUCAGGUUUUGUGCUCCUGCUUGCUGCAGGCAGACUAAGCUCUCUGUGUGCCGCCCCGGGCGUGGGGAUGUCGCGGUUUAGGCUGUAGCGGUCCCGGAGGUGAGGCCGAGAACAGGUCGGUGCUCGAGCCCUGUCCUUGACGAGGCGGCCCAGACCUGCCGCGUUCUUCUCGCCUCUUCUGCUGACGAGCUUUCAAAGGCAGGUUGUGAACAGCUUUUUAGAUGCUGUGUCAGUUUUCGCUAACCUCAGCAGCACUUGCAACAGAGGGUGUUCUACAGAAAAAAAGAUAUAGGGUCUGCUUGAGUUCCAUCUUGUCCAGGACUGGUUUCCUGUCUGCUGUCAGCAUGGCAACAUCACUUAGAACUGCGUGGUCCAGCUUCUUUUGGAUGCGUUCAGCAGCAAUCUGUAAGCAGGCGCCACUGCACAAUGAAGCUGUGUAUCGUGCUUGCCAUAAAUCUACAUACUCAGUUCUCCCUGAAGACUACAAUUGCAAAGUGGAACUUGCGGUGACAUCAGAUUUGAAGACAAUUGUCUGCUACCACCCUUCGCUUGAGAUUCCAUAUGAGCAUACAAAACCCAUACCACGGCCAGACCCAGUGAAUAAUAAAGAAGAAACCCUUGAUCAAGUUUUGAAAUCCAGAUUGAAUGAAAAAGAGCUAAAGAACAACAGAGGUCCUACAAUUGAAGAGCUCAGCAAAAUGUUUUACACAACAAAACAUCGCUGGUAUCCUGUAGGACAGUAUCACAGAAGACGCAGGAAUCCUAAUCCUCCUAAAGACAGAUAAUUAAGAUAACUUGUUGUUUGUCAGCACUUUGCUAUUAAUCUGUAUUGGAAAUAAAAAUUACAGAAAAUGA